Messenger RNA from Sycon ciliatum, 951 nucleotides. RefSeq lists its product as uncharacterized. Bases 1 to 951 code for a protein of 316 amino acids. The transcript has a single exon. The record is from RefSeq and is a predicted model, not a curated record. Lineage: Eukaryota; Metazoa; Porifera; Calcarea; Leucosolenida; Sycettidae.
AUGAGCAAGAAGACGUUCAAGUUCCUACUGUGCCGAUAUCGACAUUUGUUUGAGAGGGACACAACACAUCUUCGAAAGACGAUUUCCCCCGCCAAGCGCCUUGCCAUAACACUGUAUUUUCUUGCUCACUCUGAAACAUAUUCUGAGAUCGCUGCCCUGUUCUUCAUUGGUUCGAACACUGUUGGGGAAAUUGUCCACCAGACUAUCGACUCCCUCUAUGCUGAAGUCGCGCAAGAGUCCAUCGUCUUUCCUGUUGGGCCACAACUCCUACGCACCAUGAGACGUUUCGAGGAGUUGAGCAAUCUACCAAUGUGUUGCGGUGCUGUGGAUGGGACUUUCACGCAGAUAACAAAGCCAGUUCUGUAUGGUGACCGUUAUUGGUGCUACAAGGGCUACACGUCAAUCCUUCUCCUAGCGUGUGUUGAUAGCCGUGGUCUGUUUACCUAUGUGGACAUCGGUGCGCCUGGCUCAGCGGGAGAUGCUGCUGUCUAUAACAUCAGUCAACUGAAGCGGAAUAUAGAUGACAAAAUUUGGCUCAACGCACCUGUCUGGCUUUGCCCGGAUGGAACAACCAUUCGCCCAUAUCUGGUGGGAGAUAGCGCAUUUCCACUCUCUACAACUUUGAUGCGUAUCUUCAGAGAUGAUGGCAACCUGGCACCAGAGCAAGAGUCAUUCAACUGGGCUCAGAUUCGCACUAGACGUGUAGUGGAGUGCGCGUUUGGACGAGCCAAAGAACGCUUUGCAGUUCUUUCCAAGUGCAACAGCUGUGAUCCUCAAUUUGCCAGCCGAGCUGGCAUGCUGAGUUGUGCACUCCACAACAUUAUUGAACGAAGGCAUUCAGGAUACCUGCCUUGCCUUGCAAAUUAUGCACCAUUGCCACCUGCUGAGUUGCUAUCAUCACCUGCAAUUGACAUUCGCAAUUGCUUGGCUCGCCAUGUUCACAAUGUUUGA